Molecule: messenger RNA, 2052 nt
Organism: Penaeus vannamei (Pacific white shrimp)
Lineage: Eukaryota; Metazoa; Arthropoda; Malacostraca; Decapoda; Penaeidae
Source: RefSeq, a predicted model, not a curated record
AUGAGACAUUCUUAUCCUUGGUGGGCGGGCGUUGGGCACAUGGGCGUGGCCAGUUCCGGUGAGCGGCGGGUGGCCGGGGUGCUGCCCCACCCGCGCGCCCCCCCAACGGACUCCCCCGCCCUGGGUGUUGACGCGGGCCAGCACAAGCCCCCACCUGCCGGCGACGCUGAUGGAGCACUCGCAGGAGAGAGUGUGCCUGUUGCUGCCGUGGCCCCCCGCACACCCACGGCCUCCCCUGGCGCACCCGGGGGGCCCCCUGGACCCCCAAAUUCUACAGGCGUGGUGGACGACGGGCGGGAGUCGUGGGGAAAGUCCAUGGACUUCUUGCUCUCCAUCAUCGGUUUCGCUGUGGACCUGGCUAACGUGUGGCGCUUCCCCUUCCUGUGUUACCGCAACGGUGGAGGUGCCUUCCUAUUUCCCUACUUCCUGAUCACAGUCUUCGGGGCGCUGCCGCUCUUCUUCAUGGAGUUGGUGCUCGGCCAGUACAACCGCCAGGGACCCAUUACCGUAUGGAAAGUGUGCCCCUUGUUCAGAGGCGUUGGCUACUGCGCCGUGCUGGUGGCCUACUUCGUCAGUUUCUACUACAACGUGAUCAUCGCCUGGUCCAUCCACUUCGUCUACGCCUCCUUCAGCUACGUGCUGCCCUGGACGUCGUGCAACAACACCUGGAACACCGAUGACUGCUGGGACGGCCUCACCUCAGACGAGCCCAAGCCUAACUCUACUUCCUUGAUGUCACCCUCUGAGGAGUACUUCAAUUACGUGGUGCUACAGAUGGACAAGAGCGACGGGAUAGACGACCUCGGACCGCCCCAGCCAAGCCUCGUCAUCUGCGGCCUCAUCACUUACUUCAUCCUUUACCUGUCGCUCUUCAAGGGAGUCAAAUCCUCAGGCAAAGUGGUAUGGGUGACCGCGACGAUGCCCUACGUGAUCAUGACCGUGCUGCUGAUUCGAGGGGCGUUGCUCCCCGGGGCUGCUGACGGCCUCCUGUACUACAUCAAGCCGUCUAUCUCGGCCCUCUCCAAGCCGCAGGUGUGGUACGAGGCAGCUCAACAGGUGUUCUUCUCGGUUGGCGCUGGCUUCGGCGUCCAUCUGUCUUACGCCUCUUACAACAACUUCAACAACAACUGUUACCGCGACUGCCUCAUCACCAGUCUCGUCAACGCAUUCACGAGCUUCUACUCCGGACUCGUCAUUUUCACGUAUCUUGGCUACAUGGCCUUCAAGCAGAAGACAGACAUCGGGACAGUGGCCACGGACGGUCCCGGUCUGGUGUUCCAGGUCUACCCCGAGGCCGUGGCGACGCUCCCUGGCUCGCAGUUCUGGUCGUGUCUCUUCUUCCUUAUGCUGAUCUCCCUCGGUCUCGACUCUGGGAUGGGCGGGUUGGAGUGCGUGAUCACCGGAAUGAUGGACGAACUGCGCCUAACCUUCGGAUGGAAGACCAUAAGGAGAGAGUUCUUCACCGCCUUGGUCGUCACGUCGUCCUUCCUCGUGUCUAUUGCUAAUUUCUGUCAGGAGGAGGAUGGGUCCCUAACAACCCAACCCUCAACUAAGCCAAGCCAUUUUCUCCAGGGCGGAAUGUACGUGUUUCACUGGCUGGACACGUAUGCUGCUGGAAUAUCGCUUCUAUGCUCAGCCCUAUUCGAGGCCGUUGCUGUUUCCUGGUUUUAUGGACUGCGACGGUUUAGUGCAGACAUCCAACACAUGCUCGGGUUUCGCUCCAUGCUCUACUGGCGAGUCUGCUGGAAGUUCGUGUCUCCUCUCUUCAUCCUUAUCAUCGUCAUCGGACUUCAAUCACAAGCCUCCAGCAAACUCGAGUACCACGGCCCAAUACACUACACUUACCCUGCCUGGUCUGAGUCGGUAGGCUGGCUCAUCACCUCGACCUCGAUGUGUAUGAUUCCCCUGUGGAUGAUCAUUACCAUCUGUCGCCAACCAGGGAAUCUCCGGCAGAAACUGUUGCUGAGCAUCACGCCGGAAGCUGAACACCAUAAAAUCCUGGAGACAGGGGAAACUCCUAGUUUCGACUGGAAGCACUGGUUACACGUCUGA